Messenger RNA from Eucalyptus grandis, 1125 nucleotides. RefSeq names its product apoptosis-inducing factor homolog A. Gene Ontology annotation, cellular component: cytoplasm. NCBI's taxonomy places the organism in Eukaryota, Viridiplantae, Streptophyta, Magnoliopsida, Myrtales, Myrtaceae. Gene Ontology annotation, molecular function: electron-transferring-flavoprotein dehydrogenase activity; flavin adenine dinucleotide binding. The record is from RefSeq and is a predicted model, not a curated record.
AUGGAGCUUGUAAUGAGGCAGAAGAUGGAUUGGAAAGAAGGGUCGAGUGCAAAGAGGAGGAGGGUGGUGGUGAUAGGAGGAGGUGUCGGCGGCUCUCUCAUCGCCAAGUCUCUCCAGUUCUGCGCAGACGUCACCCUUGUCGACCUGAAGGAAUAAUUCGAGAUUCCAUGGGCAAGCUUGAGGUCAAUGGUAGAGCCGAUGUUUGGGGACCGAUCACUGAUCAACCAUAGAGACUACCUCCCUAAUGCUCGGGUCGUCAGGUCGAAGUCGAUUAAAAUCACCGAGUCGGAAGUAUCGACAGCCGAUGGCCGCUUAUAUGCCUUCGAUUAUCUUGUCAUUGCCACGGGUCACCAAGAUCCGGUUCCCACCACCAAAACCGAGAGACUCAAACAAUUUGAGGCAGAUAAUCAAAAGAUAAAAUCGGCUCGAUCCAUUUUGAUCGUUGGUGGCGGCCCGGUUGGUGUUGAACUCGCUUCAGAAAUUGCCAUCGAUUCCCCGGACGAAAAGAUCACCCUCGUUCACAGCGGAUUGAGGUUGAUAGAAUUCAUCGGACCGAGGGCUUCGGAGAAAACUCUAGACUGGUUAAGGACAAAGAACGUGGAUGUGAAAUUGGACCAGCUGGUCGACUUGAAUUCCUUAUCGGAUGGAACGUACAGAACUUCCCACGGAGAAACUAUCAAAGCAGAUUGCCAUUUUUUAUGCACGGGGAAGCCGCUUGCUUCUUCAUAGCUCGAGGAGACAUUCUUGAAAGGAAACCUGGAUCGAUUUGGAAGAUUAAAGGUUGAUCAGUGUAUGAGAGUCGAAGGUCGCGAUAACAUAUUUGCAGUCGGAGAUAUUACUGAUGUUCAGGAGAUCGAGCAAGGUUGUUUGGCACAAAAGCAUGCCGCGGCAGUGAAGAACUUGAAGCUGUUGAUGGAUGGAGGCGAAGAAAGGAAGAUGGCGGUCUACGAGCAUUGUUCAGUAAAAGCCAUCGCCUCCCUCGGAAGGAGAGAAGCACUGGCACAGUUCUCGCUCCGAGUCACGACCAUCACUGGGAGGAUUCCCGGCGCGAUCAAGUCUAAGGACCUGUUCAUCGGCAAAACAAGGAAGCUGAUAGGCCUAAAACCUGCCAUUGCCUACUCUUGA